AUGUCAUCAAAAACUGAUCAAACUGAUGGCAGCCUUGGAGCGUUGCAGGCACGAAUAGAGGAGCUUGUCGUCAUCAUCAGAGUGCGAACACAAAGUCUUUACAGACAAAAUGAUAGCAACAAGAGGCGACACAGAAUUCGCAAGGUCAUCUUAGAUGAGAAGAAACGCUUGGCGGCUGCUGUUGACGACUACAACAAGCUUGCUGAACCAACAAAGCAAAUCGUAUCCAGUGAUGCCCUCAUCCAGACCGACAUUUGGCCCUGGCAGAGCACAAGUGAACCUGCUGCAGACCUCCAGACAAAGAGAAAGGUCUUUGAGAAGGUGAUGGCUGUGAGGCGCCUGAGAGAGGAGGAGAUGAUCCUUUGCAGAGAGAUGCGGCAUCACUGGACAGUGUUGCGAAUGCGAUCUGUGGUGUUGGGGACAAUUUCCUCAGACUCCUCCCUUGUUGGCAUGUCGGCGGAUGCACAGAAGGGACUCCAUAGCCUGGUUUUAAAAAAACAAAGUGAACUGAAAGCUGAAAUGCUCAAAGUAAAGGACAUGUACAAGAGAAUCCUCAGCUACCAACCACUCCUGGAAAUGGACUCGGAGGAGGAGGAAGACAUUCCAGACGAUGCCACUGAGAGUGAUUUGAGCACUUCUGAUGAAGACUGA
Pelmatolapia mariae (spotted tilapia) is the source of this 651-nucleotide messenger RNA. RefSeq lists its product as uncharacterized. Lineage: Eukaryota; Metazoa; Chordata; Actinopteri; Cichliformes; Cichlidae. Bases 1 to 651 code for a protein of 216 amino acids. The record is from RefSeq and is a predicted model, not a curated record. The transcript is spliced from 5 exons.